Cyphellophora europaea CBS 101466 is the source of this 2190-nucleotide messenger RNA. RefSeq lists its product as uncharacterized. Bases 1 to 2190 code for a protein of 729 amino acids. Gene Ontology annotation, biological process: triglyceride biosynthetic process; fatty acid catabolic process. Gene Ontology annotation, cellular component: nucleus. Gene Ontology annotation, molecular function: phosphatidate phosphatase activity. The transcript has a single exon. The record is from RefSeq and is a predicted model, not a curated record. NCBI's taxonomy places the organism in Eukaryota, Fungi, Ascomycota, Eurotiomycetes, Chaetothyriales, Cyphellophoraceae.
AUGCAAUACGUCCGCUCACUUGGCUCCGGCGUCUCAAAGACCUGGAACUCCAUCAAUCCUGCAACGCUCUCGGGUGCUAUUGACGUCAUUGUCGUCGAGCAAGCAGAUGGCACUCUGGCGUGCUCCCCUUUCCAUGUCCGGUUCGGCAAGUUCUCGUUGCUGCGACCUUCGGAGAAGAGGGUCGAGUUCCAAGUCAAUGGCGCCAAGCAGGAUUAUGCCAUGAAGCUGGGUGAUGGCGGGGAGGCAUUCUUCGUAUUUGAGACGGCGGGAGACAUCCCAGAAGCUCUGCAGACGUCACCCUUGUCCUCUCCUGAGACUAGUCCGCAGACUGUUACCGCCGACACUGAGGGUUCGAUGCCAUUUCCGGAGCCGACACCACUGGACUUGGAGAAUGGACAGGAGAGUGAAACGCCGGAGAUCGUACCAAGCGAGAGUGCAAUUCCUAUCCUACGAAAUGACGAACUCGUCGGCGUCGAGAACGAAAUCUAUGGCGGCUUUGCCGGUUCAGCUCCCGAUGUCUCCGCUGGUGCAAUAGAAGCAAGACUCCGACCUAAGAUGCUAGCUUCCAUGGAGCGGGCGGUCUCAGAGGAAGUCCUCCCCUUUUCUGCAAAGGAGAGACUUGAGGACAUUGACCUGGAAUUCAGGCAACGAGCCCUUUCUAGUGGUGAGGAAUCGCGGACAGUGCGAUCGAAGACCAGUCCGCCUGCCUUAAGGCCGCAGGAUGCCUACAACCGAGCGAUGACGCUAUCCAAGAAAUUAUCGACAUCCAACAUUCGCUCGAAGGUGACCGAGUCCGGCGAUCUCAUGCUCGACAUGACUGGCUACAAGUCUACCGAGGAGGAGGCUCUGCGGGCGGAGGCCAUUGCGAGGAAGCUCCUAUCCGAGGAGCUCGAAGGAAAUUACGAUAUCGGCUCUCUCAUCGGGACUGAUGAGCACGGCAACCUCUGGAUAUACAGCAGCGAAGAGGCCAAAGAGGCUGCAAAUAGCAGAACUGUUGGUCAAAGCAUGGGCGUAUCGGCCAUGCUAAGCAGUGACUCGGCCUCUGACCCUGGUUAUCACAGCGACAGUGACCGUGAGCUGUCCCCACCAGGUACGCCCAAGCAGCAUCAGCGAGCGAAAUCCGAGGACCUGCCGCCACCACGUAUGUCUACUGAGGGGCGAAAUUUUGCGAAAACGCUUCGAUUGACAAGCGACCAGCUGAGGAAGCUCGAACUGAAGCCAGGAGCAAAUCCUAUGACUUUCACAGUAGGGCGAGCCACGUGUCCAGCAUUCAUGUAUUACUGGUCUUCGGAAGUCCCUAUUGUUAUCUCGGACAUCGAUGGCACAAUCACGAAGUCGGAUGCUUUGGGCCAUCUCCUCAACAUGGUCGGUCGCGACUGGACUCAUUCUGGGGUCGCCAAGCUCUACACUGAAAUCGUCGCUAACGGGUACAAUAUUCUGUACCUGACAAGUCGUGCUGUGGGACAAGCCGAUACGACUAGGGGCUACCUGAAUGGCAUAAAUCAGGAAGGCUGGAAAUUGCCGAAAGGCCCAGUCAUCAUGAGUCCUGACCGGACUAUUGCUGCUCUGCGACGAGAAGUCUAUCUUCGAAAGCCCGAGGUCUUCAAGAUGGCCUGCUUGCGGGACAUCCUGAGCUUGUUUCCAGGAAGAACGAAUCCCUUUUAUGCAGGAUUUGGUAAUCGAUUUACAGAUGCGCUCAGUUACCGAACUGUACAUAUUCCCUCAACCCGGAUUUUUACCAUCAACACCAAUUCUGAAGUUGCUAUCGACAUGCUCAGCCUGAGCAAAUACCGAAGCAGCUAUGUCACCAUGCGUGAGGUUGUCGAUCACCACUUCCCACCUGUGUCAACACUCGUGAAAGAAGGAGGAGAAGAGUACACGGAUUUUACCUACUGGAGGGAUACGCCACCAGGGAUGGACUCUUUUCUGCCAACGGACUCGGAGGACGAGAGUGACAGUGACGAUGACGAGAGAGACGUCGAUGAUGAAGAGAUCAAUGAAAUGGGAGCUAGCUACCUCUCCCGAGACUCUGUGGACGAAUCUGCUAUGAGCGACUCGAUCCGGCAAUCAAUCGAAGUGGAAGACCUGGAAGAAGAUCUUGCGAAUUCAAGGAUUGUAGAUGAUGAUUUCACAGAAGACUAUCUGGACAGCCGGCCGAGGUCAUCAAGCAGGCGUAACAACAGUAACUAG